Cryptomeria japonica (Japanese cedar) is the source of this 1986-nucleotide messenger RNA. RefSeq lists its product as uncharacterized. Gene Ontology annotation, molecular function: transcription cis-regulatory region binding; DNA-binding transcription factor activity. Gene Ontology annotation, biological process: trichome morphogenesis; cytokinin-activated signaling pathway; gibberellic acid mediated signaling pathway. Gene Ontology annotation, cellular component: nucleus. The transcript has a single exon. NCBI's taxonomy places the organism in Eukaryota, Viridiplantae, Streptophyta, Pinopsida, Cupressales, Cupressaceae. Bases 697 to 1905 code for a protein of 402 amino acids. The record is from RefSeq and is a predicted model, not a curated record.
AAACCGCGUGCAGUCUGUCCUCCACUAUGGUUUGCAUUGAAUUCACCAUUACAAAUCCUGAGAUUUUGGAUUUUAUUUUCUGUGCAUUCAAGAAAGAAGAAAAAGAAAACAUGGGUUGAAGACGAGGGCACGAGUACAAAUAGGAUUAGGGAGUGUACUAGUAUCUGCCAUUGAUUAGCAGAGUUACUCCACCUCUUUCCCUUCAUACAAGGGAGUAGAGGGUCCCCAUUAUUGCUUUCUUUCUAAAGUGUUGCUUCUGAGAUUACAGAGGUCAUAGGCUGUUCGUGCGAGUGUGAUGUAUUCAUAGAUACUAGUCCUUCUAUGGUUUCCCACCUUUGCUGCACUUUGUUUUUUUUCUAUUUUUAUACCUUCGGAUCUUUUCACAGGUUUUAGUAGGUUGGUUUGAUAAGAUUUCAGGAUUAUGUGGGUGGUUGGUUGAUUGGUUUGAUUGGGGUCUAUGUCUGGAUUUUGGAUUGCCUAAAUUGUGGGAAAGGCCUCAUGCAUGAUAUUGAAUUAGGCUCAGGCUUACUGGGUGUUGCUGCUGCAGGGCGGGGCACUGCUGCAGAAUCAGAUUGUUAUAGAAAUCAUGGGGAUAGUGGGGUGUAUUGACAUGCACACAGAGUAGACUGAUUUGUGAUCUUGAACUGGCAGUUCAAUCAAUUUGUUUUGUGGUUGUUGUUGUUGGGUGUGACUGGUAUGACAAACGCUGGAGAUUCCAACUUGACUUUAGGAAGAUUGCGGAGUUUGAGCGAGGAUGGAGGCACGAAAAUGAGAGAGGAUUUAGUAUGUUCACACUCCACAAGAUUAAAGAGGCAGAGGGAGCAUGAAGUGAGCCGACACGGAGUGCUAGAAAAAGAGAAAGAUUGUCUUGGGAAUCAUGGCAGUGGAGAGGGAGAAGAUGAGGAUUGCAAUGUGAGUGAGAGGAGAUUCUGUGAUCCUGAUGCUAGUAAUACCAACAAUAAUUUCACAGAGAGCUUGAUGGGGGAGGAAAUUCCUCAGCAUGGAGGUUCUAGCAUUGAAAGAUUGGAUCAGGGAAGUGAUGGGGUGACUGAUGAGUCAGGAUCAGCCUCUGAGCCUAAGUUUAGGACUCCUCUCAGACUUUUCGGAUAUGAGAUUAAGCAGAUCUGUGAAGGCAAUGGAGAGACUGAGACAGACACUGAGCAUAGCCAAAUGGUGAGCAAGAAAAGUAAGGUGCACAAGAUGGAGGAGGAGUCAGGGGAGGUGGAUCUUAUCAAGGCUUCCAAUGGCAGCAACUCUUCUGGAUCGGCUGCUGAGAGCAGAAAAUUUGAAUGCCAGUACUGUUUCAGAGAGUUUGCGAAUUCACAGGCCCUGGGAGGUCAUCAGAAUGCUCAUAAGAAGGAGAGACAGCAGGCAAAAAGGGCUCAGAUUCAGACCGGAAGAAGCAGCAGAUGUUUUGGCCUGCAACGUUUUCCUCGCUCUGGGCUUCUCAGUCCCCACUCUUCUUGCAUGUUUGACACAGCCAUGCCCGUCAUCCAACCCAUUCCUGCUGUUUCUGGCUACAAUACCCAACACCCAUCUGUGUUUGGAGGGUCUCUUGCCAUUAAUCCAAGGUCUGCAACUAUCCGUCCUAAUACCAAUCCAUUGAUUUACGUUGCUCCACAAUGGCAGGAGUAUGGCUCUGGCUUUUCCUCAAUCUUGUCCUAUACUCCCAACUUUUAUUCCUUCCAGUCUCCAUCCAAUGAUUUACCAAGCUUCACAUCAUUGCCAUUGCCCUUCCAACCAAGACAGUUAAGUAACUUGGUCAGCUUUCAACAGCAGGAGGUUGUUGCAGAUGCAGAACAACAUAAACACAGUAGUAAUAAUAAUAAUGCAGGUUUGCAGCUGCAUGAGGCUGAGCAUGGAUUGGAUCUUCAUUUGGGUCUUGGGCCUUUUUCGAAUCAAUAGACUUAUAGCUGGCUUGAUCGUAAUUUUGUAUUGGUUCAAUCUAUGAAUUUAUAUCCAAAUUUAAUGUCUUUUUUUGUUGAA